Molecule: messenger RNA, 3623 nt
Organism: Paramuricea clavata
Lineage: Eukaryota; Metazoa; Cnidaria; Anthozoa; Malacalcyonacea; Plexauridae
Source: the annotation of a GenBank genome assembly
AUGGCACAACAACAUCGGGAAAAUAUGUGGUAAGUUGACUUUGGUUAUUUACAGCUAAGUAUUUAAGGCAAUCCUACAAGUAUUUUUUGUGUAUAUGUUCAGGAGAGAUCGAUUUGUGAGGGAACUGGAAAAUGAUGAGAUUAAUCGCCAGCUUUGUGCCGUGGACACAUUUUCUUGGUCCCCUGAAACUCAAGAGGAGAUUCUUGCGGAAUGGAAUGAUUGGCAACACGAUGAAACGGCUUCGACAGAACCAAGUUUGUGUUGUGAUGAAUGUGGUCGCGUAUUUACGCGUUCGGACAACCUGAACCGACAUAUGAAAUCUCACAGUGACAAAAACCACGAGUGUUCGCGUUGUCGCAAAAAGUUUAAUCGAAAGGUAUGUAAUUUACAGGGAUAUAUUUCAAAACAUAUUAAAACAUUUUGAGCUAAUAGUAUUUAUAUGAUUUCAAGGAUGCUUUGAACCGACACAUGAAAACUCACAGUGACAAAGAUCACGAGUGUUCGCGUUGCCACAAAACGUUUAAUCGGAAGGUACGUAAUUUACAGGGAUAUAUUUCAAAACAUGGUAAACUAUUUUGAGCUAAUAAUAUCUACUUAUAUUAUUUCAAGGAUGCUUUGAACCGGCAUGUGAGAAUGCACGAACAACGAAGAGCCCAAAGGGAAUAUACUUGCAAUAUCUGCGGUGAGGUGUUCCGCAAUAUAUCCCCCUUACAAGCCCAUCAACACGAUGUCCAUCAAGUUGGUCGUGGGAAGCGUACGAAGACGCCGACCCGGCGAACAAAAAGGCAAAGAACUGAUGAACCAGGUAUGUAUAAAUGAAAAUAUUUUGAUUACUAACUUUGUAUUUAUACAUAUAUAUUUUUUCUUUUAAGAACCGCCGUCAUCUUCGACACGCGUUAACGAAGGUAAGAGAGUAUAUAUGCUGUGUAAUAAUUUGGGUUAAAAUCACACUAAUACAUUUUUUUCCCUUUUCAGGUGCUUCCACGUCUACAGUCGUCAGCGAAGGUAAGAAAUUCAUAUUUUUAUACCGUAUAUAGUAUAUUGAUUGUGGUGAUUUGAUGAAUAUAUGAACAAUGUUAAUUACUCGCAACCUCGGUUUUAAAACAUUGCCUGAAAUCCUAACGUUUACAUUUGAAAAAUAUUUUCAUGCUGUUUUCAUGUUGUUUCACUGAUGUUUGUGUUUUGAAAACCUGAUAAACAUAAUCGAGUAAUCUUUAAGCGUGGGUUUAUAGCGUGGACUGUUCCUAAUCAUUCAUAUUAGACUUAUGUUCAUUUGCUUUAGAACAAUUAAUUUAUAUCAUUGUACGAGCAUUUAAGCUACAUCAUUUUUAUAACAUUCGCUAGCGUUUUAUAGUGAGGUAAAAAUAAUCAAGUAAUUUUUAUAGCGUGGGUUUAUAGUGUGGAAUGUUCCUAAUCAUUCAUGUUAGACUUAUGUAACAUUCGCUAGCGGUUUAUAGUGAGGUAAAAGUAAUUUUGGUUGCGUGGGUUUAUCAUGUUGCUAUGUGAAAUUUGCAUGUUCCUAAUGUAUUCAUGUUAGACUUAUGUAAAUUUUUUAUGAAUCGGGUGUUUGUAUGACAAAAUUAGUGCGAAGCUCUAGACAAAAAUAAAGAAUCGGGUGUUAUUUCUAUAGGACCCCAAGAGUUCCCCCAGGAUCCCCAAUUACCACCAUCCAACCUGCCUUCCCAACUUCACCGAGACCAUUGGCGUGCUAUACGUACGCGACAAAGCCGAGGCAAUCGAGUGCAAGAUUGAUACAACUAUCGUCUAAGCUCAGCGAAUAUGGGUCAACUUGUCAACGAUAUAGCCCGUAUAUUUGAAGAUUAAACCACGGUCUUUAAGUUAAAUCUCUCCUUUGGUUUCGUAUUGUUUAAUAACGAGACGGCAACAAAUGCAAUACCACCACCCCUCAGCUAACAACAACCGUGUCUUCGACUCCCCAUUCCAGAUUAAUAACCGCGAGGAUUUGGUUCAAGUGCGUACAGCGUUGGAAAACAUCGACAUUCAUGAAUGGGCCAAACAACAACGGCCCAACUCGAAAUGGAUUGUCAUGGAUAUUACCAACGUUACCUUCUACUUCACCAAACUUCGAGACCAUCCCAUCGGACGUUCUGUGCGUUUACCCAAAUACGUGUUGGAGAAUCCUGCCAUUGUGUCGCUCGACUGUGAUAGUAAUACCAGUUUACCAUACGAGGAUAAACUUUGUUUCUUUCGUUGUUUGGCUAUGCACAAAGGUUGCCACCCCAAAAAUUUAGAACGUGAUACUCAUCAUUUUUAUGAACAAUAUUCGGAAGAUGAUGAUUUUGAUGGUGUUACCCUAGAGGAACUACCGGAACUGGAAAAGUUGUUCGAGUUGAACAUUUACGUGUAUCGCCUUACAGAGCUACAUGACGAAGACGAAGACAAGACCUCCAUUGUGGCUCAACUGAUACAGCGCUCCCACCGUAGAUAUACCAAUUCGAUGUAUCUGAACCUCUACGGUAGUCACUUCAGCUACAUUAAGAAUUUGGCCAUGUAUUCCAAGUCCUAUUGUUGUUGCAAAUGUGACAAAAUGUGGAAGACAGCGAGAGCCUUAAACCGACACGAGCGAACAUGCGAAGCAACUAUACGUCAUGUUUUCCCUGGCGGUACCUACAAAGUUCCACAAACCAUCUUCGAUUUGUUGGCCGAUGAAGGAAUCGAAAUCCCUGAAGACCUCAAGUACUUUCCUUACCGUGCCACCUUUGACUUUGAAUGUUAUUUCAAACGUGAAACCGAACAUCCACGAAAUACAGCAAAGUUAACGUGGGAAGCCGAACAUAUCCCAUUGAGUGUCUCUGUAUGUUCGAACGUCCCUGGUUAUGAUCAACCCAAAUGCUUCGUCUCGUCUGGCAGUACAAGUGAAAUGAUCCAACACUUCGCGGAAUAUUUGGUUGAGGUCAGCCAAGAAAGCUAUGGAUUGUUGCUGGACCAGUUCUCCGACGUUUUUCGUCAUAUUGAUGAACGAGUUAAUGAGGUAUAAUUCACACGUAUUAGAUUCUUAGUGUAUUUCUUAUCCUUAAUAUUUUUUCUUAUGUCUUUAGGUGGGGGAAAACGAGGUUAUGGAAGUUGCCGCGGGGGAGGAUAAUGAGGUAAAUUAUAGGAAUGUUAUUUUUGCACUUAUACUCUUUAUAUUCUAAUAUAUCUUAUGUUUUAGCAAAAUACAGAGGAACAGAUGAUAGAGGAAAUGGUGGGAUGUUUGAUGGGGUUGAAUAGUGAGGUAAGUAACAUAAGGUUUGAGCUCAACAGUGGUCUUUCCUGUGCUUACCAUAUGUGUACCUUUUUAGGCGAGUGAAGAUGUGUGUGGGGUAGAUGAAGACGAAGUGGAUAAAGCUAAAGACGUUGAAGAGAAAGUGAGUAUCACACUCAUGAUCCAUUUUAGCGGUUAUAUAGAUUAGUAGGGAUGUGUAAGUAUCUUGCAUUUUACUUAUGACACCUUUUCAUUUAUUUAGGAUGUGGUCCAUCCUCUGCUCAAACUCCAAGAUAAGUUGUCAGAAUACUUACAAGAGUUACCAAUUCUUGGAUUCAACUCUGGUAAAUAUGAUAUUAACGCUGCGAAAAACCCUUCUUUUCACAUCUCGUCAAACACGAACAAGUUAAGUUUGUGA